AUGACGCGCGACACUCGCGCGCGAGCGCUGGAGAAGAUAGCUUCGCUCUCGGCGACGGGCCCCGCGACUUCGUUUGAGAAAUCAGACCUCGACCGACUGUGCAAGGCGUGCCAUUCAGGAGCAAGAGGAGGCGAACAUGGCCAAGCUGGGCAUAACGCAAAGCCGAAUGGCUCUCUGGGAAGAGUCCCCAUGUCAAUUCGCGAGUUUGAAGUCCUCCUCGCCUUAUGCAAGACCGCGCCGAACAUCCAAUCCAGCCAAAGCGCCCAGAAGCUCUCUUAUCGAUUGAUCCCUUACAUACUCGACAUCCAUACCCAAGUCUUUGUGUCAUCGCCCUUCUUUCGCAAGAUCGAGCCAUCCCCGACGGAGUCGUUGGCCUUCCACGUUACGGCUGCCCUGUUGUCGCUUGGAAACAACUACCACGAACUUCACGACGAAAUCUCCAAUGGCAUCUGGCACUUCGUCAACGAUUGUAACAAGGUGGCUGAAAAUGUCGUGUCGCCACACGUCGGCGAUCCUGAGAACCCCCAUCUAGAUGACGCGAUCCGGACCGCGACCAUUGCGCUGGCUCUCGUUGGUUUCCUUGAUGCCAUGUCUGCCCAGGCAGAUUUCUGGAGAGUGGACGGUCGACUAUUCCUUAUACAAAAGAUUCGCCAGCUUCUCUCAGAACCGUUCUUGGUUGCAGUUGAGACUGCCAUCUCUACCAUCCGUAACUCCCUUAGCCAAGACCGGGACGUGAAGGAGUGGAAGAGGCAUCUGCGUCAUUAUGCCGCCUCGGGACGACCUCUUGGAGCAAUGCUGCUGCAACGUAGUUUUAUGUGGCUGGUACUGGCGAGCAGCUCCUUGAUGGUUGCGGAUGGAACACGCCUUCGGACCACACACAUCUUGGACGUCCUCAUGUCGAAAGACGGCAACCUGAACUCUGCUGAGAUAGCGGCCGAUACCCCCUCUAUCGAGACAUAUACUGGUCUUGCGAUAGAGCAGAUGCAUUACAUCGAGGCGGGUGCUGACUUCGUGCGACUUGGAGCGCACUCUCAGCAACAGCUUGCCUUUGCAGUCAAAUCCGCCGCCAUGAUCACGUAUCUGAACUGUGCUCUGCUUAACGAAGAGAUUGCGGAUGCGGAUAUCCUCACCACAUGGCUCCAGGAGGCACUGGAAGACCCUAUGCAGAUGACUGACGAAACUUUGGCAUCUACUGUUCUACAGUGUCUGGCUCUGAGCUGCCGUAUAGCGCCUUCGUUUUCUUCCACCGUCAGCCGCGUGCUUCCACGGUUUCUUGUCCAGACUGUGCCUCAAGGCAACACCGUUGGAGUGGCAUCAAAGAGUUUAGCAUAUGUUUUGAGGCUGCUCUCCAAAGACGCAGUCAUUAGCACUCUCUAUACCUUGGGCAACGUGCUGAGCCCGGGCUCCGAUGGAACGAUUACUGGCUUGCAAGCUAAUGGCACCGCCGGCGAAGCAAACCUGGUCCCUGUUUAUGUCAACAGACACUCUACGGGGAGCGCCAUUUCUCUUCAGAUGAACGGUGAGGAAGAGACAGCCAUAAUUUACGGCAAUGUUGUUCAGGCUAUAUGCGGCAUUGCGGCAGCAUGUGAUGAUGAAAAGAUUACGGCUCUUGCACAGUCCAUGCUUCUGCAGAAAUUGGACAAGGUCAACGUCAGCGUCGAUACCCAGGUAAUAGCUGGUGCAGCUACAUUGGCACUUAGUGGAGGUCAAUUGGAGUUCCGCUCGCUCCUCAAAUUAUACUCGAGGAUAUGCCAUAUCGGCGUGGUAGAGAAAAAGGACUUUCUCUUGGGUUCGGUGAGGAGAGCUCGCGCCCACAUCUCCGCUCGUUUGCGUCGUGAUUCCCCCUUGUUCGACAUCUACUGGGAACAUUUGCUUGAUAGCAUUAUUUCCCUAGGCGAUGCUCAUGCGUCUGGGCAAACCAAGGACUCGGACGUGCAGCUAGCCGCUCAAGAGAUUGGGGAACUGCUGCACCCUCUUGCCGUGUUCAUGGCCAGCAAUGAUCUUGCCUCGGAACCACUGACGAGCGACGAAUCCAAUGCUCUCCUUAGAGAUGCAUGGUUCAACAUUGUUGUGCAUGGCUUCAUGACAACCACCGAACAUGGCAAGAAGCACAUCGAUGAGCUUCGCAUGAUUGCCGUGCACUCUCCCGCCUUAGUGGCGAGCCAGCGUAGCGAGCAGGUUGAGAGCGACAUCGAGCUUAAUACUGUGCUGAGACGAGGACAUAGCAAUGAACGAGAGGCAAUGCAGAAGAAGCUUCUCAGCGAGCUCAUACCAUCAAAGGCAGCUGAUAUUAAGAGCCUUAGCUACCGAAAGGUCAUUUUCCUUCAAGCCGCUUACCUAGUUGAGAGUCUCCGGGCCGACGCAGGCGACUGCACAAAGGCAUUGACCUACUUUUUGGAGCCUGCCAUGCGAAAGGACGAUGUGAGUAGCACUAUGGAGGGCAUUGCUGCGGCUGUCGUGGACAAGUAUUUGAGAAAGACGCUCGCUGGCAUUGACCCGAGCUUCUCCUCCCAAUACGCCGCUACACAGCUUGUUUCCAUCUUCUGUAACUGCUGCCAUCGCAUCGAGCGCGUCCAGCAGGCUGCAUUUGCUUGCGCAGACCGUAUCAUCAGGGAUGUCCCCUCGGCCCUGUGCCACAGAACGUCUCUCUUCGCUUUGCUAGAACUCCUUUCCCUCUUGUGGACAAGUUGUCUUGAGGCCGAGACUGAUAUCUACACACCACGGUCGAUAUUUACUUCCAAGCUUGGUGACGUGACACUCGAGCUAUCCGACGACUAUGAUUUCCGUCGCUGGACCCUAGACAUCCUUAACCGCAAGGCCAAGGCGUGGGUUACUGCGGCUAUCAACCUGGCGCCGUUGGAUGUGAAGGGCCUUCUCCAGACAUAUUUGUCGGAAUUUGAAGACGAUGGUGCAUACGGUCAUGUUUCCCUUGGCCGAUCUUUUGCCCUGGAAGUUGGGUCCAUCAUUCCUUCAACGGAUAGCAGGCUACAAUCGCUCGACCGUGUCGGAGACACUGCUCUCAACACAGCGUCUGAUUUGAUCGCUCAGUAUACUACUCGUCAAGAAUACCGCUAUGGCGAAACACUUCCAGAUCGCGGGUCUGAGCUGAUAAGUUUCAUGAAUUUAAACCGACGGUCGUCGUUUGUGCAGUCCACAGUGAUAGAGAGUGCUAAUGCGGCCACCGCUUUGGCUCAUAUCGAGGCACGGAUUUUAAGCAAAAAGUCUACUUCUUUGAAUGAGGUUCGCGAGAUUCUCAGACGAGCAGCCGCCCUCUUGUGUCGCGGUGGAAAAGAUGAAUCAGCUGUUGCUCGCUACCUAGUGAACAUUCCCUUCGCUCUGUUCACAAAGCAGUCGAUCAAGCUGGGCGUCUCGCUGUGGCUUGGUGUAAUGAACGAAAACCCACAGCUCGAGCCCAAACUUCUUAACUCUAUUGCUCAGCAGUGGGAGCUAAGCAUUUCUCGCAAGGUCGGCUUGUUCCAUCCUGCUCUGAACCACCCUGACCCUUUCUUCCUCAAGGAAGAGUUCGCGCCAAGUGAGCUGGAAAUGCUCGCAAAGCGACGGCAGUUGGUACAUGACAUUUUGUCUCCUCACGCUCGUCUGCUGCAGUUUUUCAGCAGCCACUUCAACGCCACCAGACUUGGCUGCCCCGAUAUCCAGAGAAUCUUUAUUCGCAUGCUUGACUUGACUCUGGACGCCGUUAAGGACUGCGCGUCUCACCCACUGGCAAGAGAAUUGCGUCUACAGAUUGUCCUCUUUGGCCUACAUGUUUUGCGAUGGAGCACCAUCAUCAACGCUACAGCCCAGUUUCGUCUCAAGGGCAAGAUUCUGUCGGCAGGCCUCUCCUGGUUCAGGAAUUCCCCGAGAUGGUCCUUUGGUAGCAAUCUUGUACAACUAAAGACCGAGUUCCGCCUCAUCUCGGACGUCCUCGCCGCCAUGAAAGUUGUUGCUGCCAUCGGUGCUAACACGAGCGGCGUUAAUUCGCUACGUUCCAAAGAGCAGCUUCUGCAACUACUGUUGGAAAACGAGCAAUCGCGCCUAGCGGUAUGGACAAGCCCUCUAAGCCAGCAUCACGCUCACCUGACGAUCCAUCACAACUCCUCGAAAGCAGCGACGGAGGCUGCUCUUCUGCCACUGAUUCCUACAGCCUGGUUCCAAGAUCCUGCUAUCGCCAUUGAGCUUGCAACGAGAUUUCACUACCCUCGCUUGGCUCGCGAGAUCAGAUCACUGCUUCUUGCGAUGCCAGAAAAAGCCAUAUCUGAACCUGAAGCCAUUCCUCUCAUGCUCGGUGGCCAUCUACCUGAAGAUGUCACUUCACAACUCAAGUAUCUCUUGUUUUGGGAGCCGAUCAAUCCUCUCACUGCGGUGACUCUCUUCCUGCCAGCAUAUAGAGACCAUCCUUUCCUCAUCCAGUACGCUAUGCGAGCUCUGGAGAGUCAUCCAGUGGAUAUUACCUUCUUCUACGUGCCUCAGAUUGUGCAAACACUGCGUUAUGACACACUCGGAUACAUGGAACGAUACAUCCUUGAGACUGCCCAGUUUUCCCAACAUUUUGCUCACCAGAUCAUCUGGAAUAUGAAAGCCAACGCAUACAAAGACAACGACGGCGAAAUCCCCGAUGCCAUCAAACCAACUCUUGACUCCAUCAUGACCAAGAUGGUGGACAGCUUCUCCCCCGAAGACAGAGACUUUUACCACCGAGAGUUUGCCUUUUUUGAUGAAGUCACCAGCAUUUCGGGUAAAUUGAAGCCAUAUAUUAAGCGGCCAAAGCCGGAGAAGAAGCAGAAGAUUGAGGAAGAACUCCGAAAGAUCAAGGUUGACGUUGGCGUCUAUCUCCCGAUCGAUGCAGACGGCAUCGUCAUUGGCAUCGAUCGCAAGUCUGGAAAGCCUCUGCAGAGUCACGCCAAGGCUCCUUACAUGGCAACCUUCCGCAUCAAAAAGCACAAGGGCGGACUCGAGCAAGAGAACCAGCUCUUGGAGGGUAGUGGAGGGGAAGAAGGCAAGGAGCACGAGGACAACACGGUCGAGAUAUGGCAGUCGUGUAUCUUCAAGGUCGGAGACGAUUGCAGACAGGACGUGCUUGCGCUGCAGAUGAUUUCUGCCUUCCGGGGCAUCUUCCACAACGUCGGCCUCGAGGUUUUCGUGUUCCCGAACCACGUCACUGCGACGGCUCCCGGUUGCGGUGUCAUUGAGGUGUUGCCCAACUCGAUUUCCCGAGAUAUGCUUGGUCGCGAGGCCGUCAACGGACUUUACGACUACUUUGUCUCGAAGUACGGCAACGAGGACUCCCUUCGCUUCCAACAAGCCCGCGCCAACUUUGUCAAGUCCAUGGCCGCCUACUCUGUCAUUUCGUUCCUGCUCCAGUUCAAGGAUCGCCACAACGGCAACAUCAUGAUCGACGACGCCGGGCACAUCCUCCACAUCGACUUUGGCUUCUGCUUCGACAUCGCCCCCGGCGGCAUCAAGUUUGAGCGUGCGCCCUUCAAGCUCACGAGCGAAAUGAUGGCCGUCAUGGGAGGCUCGUCGGACCACCAGAGCUUCAAGGCCUUUGAGCAGCUCUGCAUCAAGGCCUUCCUCGCCAGCCGCCAGUACUGCGAGAAGCUCAGCCAGAUUGUCCAGCUCAUGAUGGACAGCGGCCUGCCGUGCUUCAAGCCGGAGAGUGUGCAGAACUUUAGGGACCGCUUCGUCAUGGACAAGACGGAGCGGGAGGCGGCCGACUUCAUGAAGGACCUUAUCAAGAAGAGUUACUCGAGUUACAGCACUGGUAUUUACGACCAGUUCCAGCUGCUUACCAACGGUAUUCCUUAUUGA
Molecule: messenger RNA, 5808 nt
Organism: Trichoderma aggressivum f. europaeum
Lineage: Eukaryota; Fungi; Ascomycota; Sordariomycetes; Hypocreales; Hypocreaceae
Exons: 3
Coding region: 1-5808 (1935 amino acids)
Biological process (GO): phosphatidylinositol-mediated signaling; phosphatidylinositol phosphate biosynthetic process
Cellular component (GO): cytoplasm; plasma membrane
Molecular function (GO): 1-phosphatidylinositol 4-kinase activity
Source: RefSeq, a predicted model, not a curated record